This is a messenger RNA of Protobothrops mucrosquamatus (brown spotted pit viper), 3189 nucleotides long. It is a transcript of the gene SLC35A3, whose product is annotated as solute carrier family 35 member A3. Gene Ontology annotation, molecular function: UDP-galactose transmembrane transporter activity. The record is from RefSeq and is a predicted model, not a curated record. Gene Ontology annotation, cellular component: Golgi membrane. The transcript has 8 exons. NCBI's taxonomy places the organism in Eukaryota, Metazoa, Chordata, Lepidosauria, Squamata, Viperidae. Gene Ontology annotation, biological process: pyrimidine nucleotide-sugar transmembrane transport. The coding region runs from base 342 to 1373 and encodes 343 amino acids.
ACACGUCAUUUGGCUUUACUACAGUACUAGAGGCUGCACUGCACUGAAAGCAUUUGUCUUUUUACAUUACUUUAUAUGAGCUGUGUGAAAGUUGUCAUUUGGACCUAUUUGACUUUGGAUCUACUGCUUAUACUGAAAAAUGAACAUUUUUCAUAAACUUCAAGUUUGAUGUUUACUGAAGAAGAAUAUCGGCAUGAAAGAAUGGGUCUGGCAAGUUGUGACUGCACAAAUGUUGAGGUUUUCAUUUUGUUUUGAACUUGUACAGCAACAGAUACCAGUUGAUAUAUUUUAUAUACCUUAACUACAAGACUGAAUACUGUUCUCGUAUCUGUUUGGGAAUCAUGGGAAUUCAGAAAGAGGAGCUUGUUCUUGAAGAAGGUGAUUGUCAAGCUAUGUCUACCAACUUAAAAUACCUUUCUUUGAGCAUAUUAGUCUUUCAGACAACUAGUUUGGUGUUGACUAUGCGCUAUUCUAGGACACUGAAAGAAGAAGGACCUCGUUAUUUGUCUUCAACUGCAGUAGUCAUUGCUGAACUUUUGAAAAUUACGGCUUGCAUUUUGUUGGUUUACAAAGACAGCAAGUGCAGCUUGCGAACUCUGAACAGAGUGUUACGUGACGAAAUUCUUAACAAACCAAUGGAAACACUUAAACUUGCUAUUCCUUCUGGGAUUUACACUCUACAGAAUAACCUGCUCUAUGUUGCUUUAUCAAAUCUAGAUGCAGCCACUUACCAGGUCACAUAUCAGCUGAAAAUCCUCACAACUGCAUUGUUUUCCGUGUCGAUGCUCAGUAAGAAAUUAGGUGUAUAUCAAUGGCUUUCAUUAGUGAUUCUGAUGGCUGGUGUUGCAUUUGUACAGUGGCCAUCAGAUUUGCAGACAGCAACAGCUAAAGAACUUUCAGCAGGAUCACAGCUUGUGGGCUUGGUAGCAGUACUUAUAGCCUGCUUUUCUAGUGGAUUUGCUGGAGUGUACUUUGAAAAAAUUUUGAAAGAAACAAAACAAUCAGUAUGGAUUAGAAAUAUUCAGCUUGGAUUUUUUGGUAGUAUAUUUGGAUUGAUGGGCGUAUACAUUUAUGAUGGAGAACUUGUAUCAAAGAAUGGAUUUUUUCAAGGUUAUAACAAGCUUACUUGGAUAGUUGUAGUCCUUCAGGCACUUGGCGGCCUUGUUAUAGCCGCUGUUAUAAAAUAUGCAGACAAUAUUUUAAAAGGAUUUGCAACAUCGUUAUCGAUUAUAUUGUCAACAUUAAUAUCAUACUUCUGGCUUCAAGAUUUUGUCCCCACAAGUGUGUUUUUUCUUGGAGCUGUUCUGGUAAUAGUUGCUACUUUCUUAUAUAGUUAUGAUCCAAAGCCAACAGGAAAUCCUAUUAAAGCAUAACAGACUUUUCCAUCUCACAGUAUUUUGCCAAUAUUGUGGAAAAAGGACUUCUAAAUACUAUUGGAGGAUUUAUCAGGCACUGAAAGAGUUUGUACUGUGUCAGAAGAAUGAUGUUUAAUAAUUAAAUUUGUAAAACAACUUCUGUAAAAGAAGGGAAGUCCAGAGCAAAACUUGAAUGUGUUGCUUCUAGAACCUGGAACUAGAAGUGCUUCCAACUUGAACUCUGAGGUUAAAUCAGAAUGAUGUACUAUUUUCAACAGCUGCAGAAAUGUCCUAUGCAUUCUUCUUGCAAGAGCACCUGGCAACAUCUGUUAAAUCAUACCUCUUUUGCAAGUUAUUUCAUCUUUUCUAAUUUUAUAUGAAUGCAGAUCUGUAUAUAUACACACACACACACGUACACAUACACACAAACAAAUUAGAAAUCAAAGAGAUGUAAAAUUUUGUCCUACGGUAGUUUUUUCCAUACUGAUGUCCUCUGGGUGUGUUGGGAGUUUGGAUUUUAUAACCUACCAAACAAUAAAUUCACCAGGCUGGCUGGAAAUUUAUGGAAUCAAAGUACCGUAUAAUAUAUCUCGAGGAAGAUUUGUUUUGGGCAGAAGGUUUGAUGAUGAUGUUUCUGGUAAGUAUUCUUGUUCAAAACCAAUGAAGUAUCACUGAAUCAUUGUUUGUAGAUUUAUAAUAUUUUAUAUAGAAAAUAAUUAAUUCACUGAAAUUGAUGUUGUAAAAUGUACUGAUGUAAAUGUCUCAUUAUAAUUGUCGGUGAAUUCGCCAAGAGGAAGAAUUUGAUAUUUUCAUUUGGAAGCUUUGUGUGUAUGAAUGCCACAAAUUAUAUUGUUGCACCAUGCUGUUGUUAAAAUGAGACCCCUCACCAAUUAGAAGCAGCAUAGCUACAGUAUCUGGUACUUGUUCUACAUUAGAUGAAUGUCAUUGUACAUUGCCAUAACUGAUAACGAAUAUGUGUUUAUUUGUUCAGAGAACAAUUUCUUUACUUGAUAAGAACAUUCUUACAAUUUAUGGACCGUACAUUUCAUUGCUUAAUAUCUUAAUUUGAAAAUAUUUUUAAACUGUAUUUUUAAAAGUAGUCAUAUAACUCUAUAAAAAGUAUUAAGAGUUCCUUUUGGAGCCACGGUAGUAUAUUAAUGUGUAUAUUAUGUACUAUAAUAUAGAGCUUUAAAAAAAAAAAUCUGGAAAACUUAUUUAACUCAAGUGGCUCUGUCCAGUCUUGAAAUUCCAUUGUUAGAAUACAUGCUAAUUGUAUUAACCAUUAAAUGAAGAAUGUUAAUGUGCAAUAAAUAUUAGGCAUGAAUUGUUCAGGUGUGUAAGCAGAAAUGGCCAUAAAGCCCAGUGGAACUCUCUCUACUCUUCAUUGAAUAUAAAACUUGAAAUAACUUCUAAGCUUCGGUCCAGGUAAUUGCUUUUGAUGCGGAAGAGCUUCACUGGCCGUUGGGCAAUUCUUUAUGAACUCACAGGGCCGUAGUCACACCCAUAGAGAUCAUACCCAGACUAUUUUGGAAUGUUGAAAUAUUUAAAUAUAUUCCCAGAACAUAAGAUAGCGAUAGGCUCUGUGAAAGCGGUUUGUAUACAUUUGCUUGAAUAAUGGUAGUACAUCAUUGAAAUCCUCAUGGAAAUUGCUGCUGAGAAAUUAUGAUUGUAAUCAUGGAAGUCAUACUGGCACUUUUGUCACCCUCCAUGCAGAUGUCUGGAACAGCUGAGCUGCCUUGUAGGUGGAACUCUUUUUAUUUUUUUAACACAUUGUAGACCAGUCUGUCCUAAAUGCUUAUAAAGUGUAUAUCACAAUAAAAUAACAUCUACCGUG